Molecule: messenger RNA, 1777 nt
Organism: Camellia sinensis
Lineage: Eukaryota; Viridiplantae; Streptophyta; Magnoliopsida; Ericales; Theaceae
Source: RefSeq, a predicted model, not a curated record
CACUCACUCAUUUCCUCUCUUCCUCUCUUCUUCUUCUUCUUCUUCCACAUCUUUCAUUUUAAAAAUAUCACCCACAAUCUCCAUCACCUUUUCUCUUUCAAACCCAUAAUGAACCACUCUUCUUCCUCCUCCUCCACCACCACCACCACCGCUGUCGUCGCCGCCACCUCUUCUGUCAAUGGCUUCUACAACUUCCUCACCCGAGGCCUCGACGACCUUGACUCCUCCUUCUCCUCCUACCACUUCAUGUCAAUCCCUUUCCUCCAACGUGUCCUGUCCUCGCUCCGUUCCUUUCAUUUCCAGUUAACUAUUUUAGUCCAGAGGCUUCGCUUGCCAGUGGGAGAGAAAUGGCUCGAUGAGUACAUGGACGAGAGCUCGAGGCUCUGGGAAGCCUGUCAUGUCCUCAAAGCAGCCAUAUCAAAUAUGGAAAGUUUUUACUCUGCUGGUUCUAAUAUGGCUUCUUCCAUUGAUGAUCACCAUAUUUUAAGUCCACAGCUUUCCCGCCAGGUAAUUCGUUUGAUCAAUGGUUGCCAGAGGGAAGUAGUUGGAUUAGAAGAAGAGAACAGAACCUUAAUGGAGACAAGAAUUCAACCAUUGUCACUAAGGUUUGAUGAGAAUGUCUCAAUAGAAUCCAAGUUCAAUGCUUUCAAUGGCUUUAGAGGUGUCCUCUAUGCAAUGAGGAAUGUAAGCUCAUUGCUUUUGAUGAUCUUGUUCAAUGGCCUCGUCUAUUUUUGGCCUCAAACAAGCUUCUUCCAAGGAGGCUAUGAAGGACACAUGGUGUUUGGCUCAGCUUUCAUGGUCUCGACAGCAAGGUUGCACCGGAAAGUGGUGGCUGAAACAAACCAGGCUGGCGGGCAGGCGGGGAUUCUUAUUUAUGAGUUCAGAAGAGCGCGAGCCGCCAUGGAAGAGCUGAAAGAGGAGUUGGAGAGAGUUGUUGGGUAUGGAAUAGAAGUUGAUGUUUAUGACAAGGUUGAGGAGUUGAAGACUUGCUUUGGGGGAUUGAAGUGUGGUGUUGAGAGUAUAGUCAUGCAGCUUGAUGACUUCUUUGAUGAAAUAGUAGAAGGGAGGAAGAAACUUUUGGACAUGUGCACUCAAAGGUAGAAGAGACAGAUAGAGAGUUUUCAAACUUUGUGCAGCCAUAGGUGGAGAGAGAAAAGUGCAAUGUAAGAAGUCACUGUCCUGUGUAGAAUCGUUUAAAAAAGAGAAUCACAAAACAGAACAGAGACGAUGGGCGAGUCUUGCCUAUAUGUGGAGCCUACCCUUUAUCUAUGUUGUGUGAUUACUUUUGAAAAGAUUCUGUACAAGUAGAUUAUUUUCUCGUUGAUAGGUUGUAGUUAGGGCUUUAGUUUUACCCAUGUCUAUUUUGCUCUUUUAUGUGUUUGUUCUUGCUCUUGAGGGCAUUUCGUUUUGCAGCUCAAAAUUGGAUUUGAAGCCCUAAAGAGAGAUUUUCCAGGAAACCCAAGAAGGAAAUUUCUCAAGGAAAGAGGAUGUGAUUCGUUCCUCUCAAUAAAGCAUGAUUAAUAUCUUUACCGUAUAUCUGAAGAGAAGGAACCAGAAGAGUAUAUAAUAGACAAAGGUAGCUUCAAUAGAAAGCAAAAACUUUCCCACCCACCAUACAGGUUCUUCUUGUAUGCACAUGAAAAAGAAAGAAAUUGAUCCAUCUUGUUUGAUAUGUAAACAUGUAUGUGUGAGAUUGAUGAGAAUUCUUUUAUUUUAUUCUGUUGAAGAUGAUUUUAAUGAACUGCCUAUGAAGUUUCCAAUUUUCAAAAACGUGAAA